AAAAUUGGAUAUGACUAUAAAAAUAAUUUUGCUAAUAAACUUUUUGUUUAUAAUAGAUUUGAUACAAAAUACUUUAGGAGCAAGUUCAGAAUGCUCAUCACCUCCUCCUAUGGUUGAUCCACAUGCAUGUUGUCUAGAUCCAGGUCCAAAUGCUAUUGCAAAAUCAUGUGCAAAAUUAUAUGGUUUACCAGUACCAGGUGAAGCACCAAAUUUAAAUGCACCACCACCAAGUAUUGAUUCAACAGUGUGCUUUGCCGAAUGUAUAAUGAAAGAAUCGAAAUUCUUAAAAAAUGGUGUAUUUGAUGUUAAUGCAAUGACAACAUCUAUAAAGAAUGAAUUCAAAAAUGAUACAAAUUAUGCUAAUGUUAUGAUUAAAGCAUUUACAGUAUGCUCAGAAACAGCUAGUAAAAAAUUUGAAGCACUUAAAAAAUUGCCAAUUGCUGAAAAUAUUAUGAAAUCACGUUGUGAUCCUAUACCCGGUGUUAUUUUAGGUUGCACAUAUACAGAAUAUUUUAAAAAUUGUCCAAGUGAUAGAUGGGUUUUACAUCCAAUGUGUGAAGCAGCUAAAAAAUAUGUAAGAAAUUGUGUCCAAUAAAAAAUUUAUAAUAAUUUUUUAAAAUUCAUUUUAAAUUUAAGUUUUUUUUGUAAUAAAAUUAAAAAUUUCGAUUAUUGUUUUUA
Molecule: messenger RNA, 678 nt
Organism: Condylostylus longicornis
Lineage: Eukaryota; Metazoa; Arthropoda; Insecta; Diptera; Dolichopodidae
Product: general odorant-binding protein 66-like
Exons: 5
Coding region: 11-595 (194 amino acids)
Molecular function (GO): odorant binding
Source: RefSeq, a predicted model, not a curated record